GGCUAAAGCGUCAUAAGGCUGCGCCGCGCUCCUGCUUCUGUGUUUCAGCUGAAGAAAGAACAAAGUGUCCAAACUCACAGAAAAACUCCUGCUGAAGCAAAUGAGAUCCACGUGACACGAUUAUAAAGAUGGAGUUUAUUAAAGAGGAGAGUAAAGACAUGAAGAUUGAAGAAACAUUCAGAGAAAAACCUGAAGAUACUGAGGAACAAACAAAGAUGGAGUUUAUUAAAGAGGAGAGUGAAAACAUAAGGAUUGAAGAAACGUUCACAGCCAAAGAUGAAGAACAAACAGACCUGAUGGGACUGAAAGAGGAGAGUGAAGUACUGAAUGAAAUGGAAGAGAAAGAUCAUGAUUUCAUAAAUGGAGAAAAAUCUUUUAGUUGUUCACAGACUGAAAAGACUUCCUCAAGAAAAAGGGCUCAAAAGACAGGAAGAAGAUGUUAUUUCACCUGCCAACAGUGUGGAAUAAGUUUCACUCAAAAAGGAAGCCUUAACAGACACAUUAGAGUUCACACUGGAGAGAAGCCUUACACCUGCCAACAGUGUGGAAGAAGUUUCAACCGGAAAGGAAACCUUAACUCCCACAUGGCCGUUCACACUGGAAAGAAGCCUUACACCUGUUCUCGGUGUGGAGAGAGUUUUGAUCAACAUGAAAACCUUAAAGCCCAUAUAAGAACUCAUAGAAAGAAACUCCACACAUGUCCUCCGUGUGGAAAGAGUUUCUUUCAAAAACGACACUUUGAAGGCCAUAUGAGAAUUCAUUCUGGAGAGCAACCCUACACAUGCCCUCAGUGCGGAAAGAGGUUUAAUCAUAAACGGCGCUUAGAAGACCACAUAAGAACUCACACUGGAGAGAAGCCUUUCACCUGCCAACAGUGUGAAAGAAGUUUCAGCCAAAAAGGAAACCUUGACAGGCACAUGAGUGUUCACACUGGAGAGAAGCCUUACACCUGCCAACAGUGUGGAAGAAAUUUCAACCGGAAAGAAAACCUUAACUCCCACAUGACCGUUCACACUGGAGAAAGCCUUUUCACCUGCCAACAGUGUGGAACAAGUUUCACUCAAAAAGAAGGCUUUACCAGACACAUGAGAAUUCACAAUGUAGAGCAGCUUUACACAUGUGAUCAGUGUGGAGAGAGUUUUGAUCAACAUGGAAACCUUGAAGUCCACAUGAGAACUCAUAGAGAGAGACCCUACACAUGCUCCGAGUGUGGAAAGAGUUUCUGUCAAAAACAACACUUUGAACACCACAUGAGAAUUCACACCGGAGAGCAACCCUACACAUGCCCUCAGUGCGGAAAGAGGUUUAAUCAUAAACAACACUUGGAAGACCACAAAAGGAUUCACACUGGAGAGAAGCCUUUCACCUGCCAACAGUGUGGAAGAAGUUUCAACCAAAAAGGAAACCUUGACAGGCACAUAAACCGUCACACUGGAGAGAAGCCGUUUAUAUGUGGUCACUGCGGAAAGAGUUUUAAGAAUAAAGCAGCAUUUAAACACCACAUGAGGUUUCACAUAUGAGAGAACAGUUUUUUUAUGUUAUCAGUGUGAGAUGAGUCAUGUAAUAAAACCAGAGAGAAGACUUUGCGGUGCCAUCACUGUGGAAAGACUUGCAGAAACAAGACUAUCUUGAGGUUCACAGAAGCAUCACUGAUAUAAUUCACGAUAGCUGAGCAGCAGAUUUGGGUUUGUUUACACCUGGGUUUAAAAUGUGUUUUGGUUGAUAGGAUCACAAAUAGGCUGUUCCUGUAUCACUUCUGUCCCCAUUUUGUUAAGGGGAGGGGUCUUUCACAUCUUGUGAUCAAAUUAAUAAAAUAGGUUUACUCAAUUUACAUAUAAACGUGAGUAAGUCUUGGGAAAACUACCAAAGAGGG
Sinocyclocheilus grahami is the source of this 1873-nucleotide messenger RNA. RefSeq names its product gastrula zinc finger protein XlCGF57.1-like. NCBI's taxonomy places the organism in Eukaryota, Metazoa, Chordata, Actinopteri, Cypriniformes, Cyprinidae. The record is from RefSeq and is a predicted model, not a curated record. The transcript has 3 exons. Bases 129 to 1520 code for a protein of 463 amino acids.